Molecule: messenger RNA, 2784 nt
Organism: Ciona intestinalis (vase tunicate)
Lineage: Eukaryota; Metazoa; Chordata; Ascidiacea; Phlebobranchia; Cionidae
Source: RefSeq, a predicted model, not a curated record
UUUUCAGAUAUAGUUUAUAGUACAACUGUAAUUUGAACAAUUUGUAAUAAAAUGGCGGAGUUCGAGGUUGAGGAAACCCCCCAUAAUGACAGUGAACUUCUAAAGAUCACCCCUCUCGGAGCCGGACAGGAAGUGGGCAGGUCAUGUCAUCUUUUGGAGUUUAAAGAAAAGAAAAUAAUGUUAGAUUGUGGCAUCCAUCCCGGUAUCAGUGGGUUAGCAGGCCUUCCAUACAUUGAUUUCACGGAACCUGAAAAGAUUGAUUUACUGCUUGUAACACAUUUUCACCUGGAUCAUGCUGGUGGCCUUCCUUGGUUUUUACAGAAAACAACAUUUAAAGGCAGAGUGUUCAUGACGCAUGCUACUAAAGCUAUUUAUAGAUGGUUACUAUCAGAUUAUAUCAAAGUCAGCAAUAUUUCAACCGAGGAUCAAUUAUACACCGAGGCAGAUCUUGAAGACUCCAUGGCUAGGAUUGAAACAAUAAACUUCCAUGAAGAGAAGAUGGUAGGGGGGAUUAAGUUCUGGUGUUAUCAUGCAGGUCAUGUGCUUGGAGCUGCCAUGUUCAUGAUACAGAUAGCAGGUGUUCGUGUUUUAUACACCGGGGAUUAUUCACGAGAGGAAGACCGCCACUUAAUGGCAGCAGAGAUACCCGCUGUACGACCGGACGUUUUAAUUACUGAAGCCACAUAUGGAACACACAUUCAUGAGCCGAGAGAAGAAAGAGAAGCCAGGUUCACAAACACUGUACAAGAUAUUGUAAACAGAGGGGGAAGGUGUCUUAUACCUGUAUUUGCACUGGGAAGGGCACAAGAACUAUUAUUAAUAUUAGAUGAUUACUGGGCAAACCACCCUGAAUUACAUGACAUCCCAAUCUACUAUGCAUCAAGUCUAGCAAAGAAAUGCAUGGCAGUUUAUCAAACUUACUCCAAUGCAAUGAACCAGAAGAUACAAAAACAACUCAAUAUUUCAAACCCGUUUCAGUUCAAGCACAUCUCAAACCUCAAGGGUAUGGAACAUUUUGAUGAUGUUGGUCCAUCUGUUGUGAUGGCAUCACCGGGCAUGAUGCAAAGUGGUUUAUCACGGGAGUUGUUUGAAAGUUGGUGCAAUGAUAGAAGGAAUGGAGUUAUAGUGGCUGGUUACUGUGUGGAGGGGACACUAGCCAAGCAUAUCCUCAGUGAACCAGAGGAGGUUGUUUCAAUGUCAGGACAGAAGAUUCCACUCAAGUUGUCGGUGGAUUAUAUUUCAUUCUCUGCUCACGCUGAUUAUAAACAAUGCUCUGAGUUUGUCCGUGCUAUGAAACCUCCUCACGUGGUAUUAGUCCAUGGUGAAGCAAACGAGAUGAACCGUUUAAAACUUGCACUGAAUCGUGAAUAUGAAGACGACCCUGAACCGAUUCAAAUCCACAACCCCAAGAACACAGAAUCUGUGCAGCUUUAUUUCAAAGGCGAGAAGAUGGCGAAAGUAAUGGGGGAGUUGGCAACCACCAAACCAAAACAUGGAGACAAAUUAUCAGGGAUUUUAGUGAAAAGGAAUUUCAAUUAUCACAUUUUGGCACCAAGUGACUUAUCAGCUCAUACCAACCUAACUAUGUCCACGCUCACUCAACGGCAAUCUGUAACUUUCACUGCCUCCUUAUCCCUACUUAAAUAUUACCUACACCAACUGUCAGAUGAUGUUGUUGUACUACCCUUGUCUAAUGGUAGGGAGGGAUUGAGGGUGUUUGGAGCGGUCACGGUUGUAAAGGAACAAAAUAUGCUUCUGUUAGAGUGGACAGCCAACCCAGUAAACGACAUGUAUGCUGAUUCUGUGCUUGCUAUCGUGUUACGAGUUGAUACUGACCCACAAGCAAGGAAGAUACCGGUACAAAGGAUUGCUAAACCUGAUCUAAAUAGAGAAUUUAGGGAGAGGUUGGAGGUGAUGCUGGAGGGCAUGUUUGGGGAGGAAUCUUUUAAAGAUCCGACAUCCAGUGGUCCGGAUCAAAUAAAUCUUGAGGUUGAUGGGUUUGAGAUUCAUAUUAAUACCAAAACAAGGGUUGUGACAUGCGCUGGUGAUGAAAACGUUGCUGAAAUGUUAGAAGAAUCAAUAAGACGACUUUACACAACAAUAAUGCCAGUGGAAACAGUCUAGCAUUGAAUUAUUCCUUUAACUGGUCUUCAUUACAUUGAGCGGCAUCAAAGGCAAUGUAGCCAAUUGCGAUUUUGUGGCGACAGUUUCUUUGUGAACACAGUGAGGACAUAAAGUGUUUAACUGUCGUUACAUAUAGGUGCAAAAGUGGACCAAAAACGAAAUUAACAUUUUAUAUUAAUUUCGCAUUCUUGGAACGUGCAAACUACUUCUGUGUUUUGAUCUCCACUCCUUUUUCUAACAAUGAAUCAUUUUUCAUUUGUUCCACAAUUUUAAUGUUUUGUUGUAUGUGUUGUUAAUUGGCUACAACACAUGCUCCACCAAUUCACUGCGCAAAGUAGAAACUGCUAAGUUUACUUGGUUUAAUUUAUUAGUUUAUUUGCAAGAAAGUAGAAAAGAUAAUCCUUGCAUUGUUACACCAAAACAACCGAUUACGCUAACUUAUGGAUAAUGUGGUACUGAUUAAGCCUCCUUCAAUGAAGAUCAAUAUUGAAGGUGAUGUUGUUGCUGCUAGUAGAUGUUGUAUAUUGACUUUGGAGUUUGCGUGGUCUUAGACUGAACGCCUACACGCUCUUCGAACUCUGACUGCUCCAUCAAAUGACAUAUUGUGGUCCCUGUAACUUUCAUUGUCACCACUAACGACUUUAACUCGCAAGUCGAUAA